AUGGUACUUAUGAUUGAGCCUAGCGGCGUGUCAUUCACUCCUUAGUCACUCAAUUUCCCUACUUUACUAGUCUCUAACCUCUCUCCUUAUUGGCUUUACGCGUCACUCCCGGUCGCGCCUCUGCACCCCUCUCGAUCACGGCGGCUUCGGCUUGAUUGAUCUGCCUCGGCGUCUAGCGAUCGAUCACGCGAAGUGGGUCUUCCAGCUCCGGGCCCCGGACGGCUGCUUCACACGCCACCUCUUCGACAGCCGCAUUCUAUGGUAUAGCAAAGCGGUCGAUCAAAGAUGA
This is a messenger RNA of Microbotryum saponariae, 289 nucleotides long. The record is from the annotation of a GenBank genome assembly. NCBI's taxonomy places the organism in Eukaryota, Fungi, Basidiomycota, Microbotryomycetes, Microbotryales, Microbotryaceae.